AUGAAAGAAGAUUCCCCACUCAAGCUUGAUAGACUUGUUGCAGCAGGAAAUCUUUUGGAUAACAUUCAGGAAUUUGAAUUUGUCUUUAUUUUGCAUUUGAUGUUCAAGAUGUUGCUUUUUACAAAUGAAUUGAAUAGAGCUUUACAAAAGAAAGAUCAAGAUAUCGUCAAUGUUAUGGAGUUGCUUAACCUUGCAAAGAUAAGAUUGCAAAAAAUGAAAGAAAGUGAAUUGGAGUCUUUGAUGGAUGACGUUUAUUCAUUUUGUGGAAAACAUGAAAUUUUGAUUCCCAAAAUGGAUGAUGACUAUCCAAGAUUGAAGCGUAAGAGGUCCACAGUUUCAUAUUUACAUCACUUUCAUGUGAAAGUAUUUUAUGCAGUUAUUGAUUUGCAACUUCAAGAGCUCAAUAAUCGUUUUGAUGUUGUGACUGAUGAAUUACUCCUUGGUAUGGCUAGUUUGAAUCCCGUCGAUUCAUUUGCUAAUUUUGACAAGAACGGGCGUGAUAGCAAGUUUCUUAACUUGAAGGGGAUUAAGGAUCUUGCUAUUGUGAUGGAAAAAACAAAAUUGGAUCAAAUUUGGUCUCUUGUUUAUUUACUUGUGAAGCUGACAUUGGUUUUACCUGUUGCCACUGCAAGUGUGGAAAGAGCAUUUUCCUCAAUGAAGUUCAUAAAAAAUGAUCUACGCAAUCGCAUUGGUGAAGAAUUUCUAAAUGGUUGUUUAGUUUGUAAGUUAGAGCGUAAGGUAUUUGCAACUAUAAGCAAUGAUGUUAUUAUGGAUCGUUUUCAAAGGAUGAAGCCUCAUCGAGUUCAAAUGUAA
Lycium barbarum (goji berry) is the source of this 813-nucleotide messenger RNA. RefSeq lists its product as uncharacterized. The transcript is spliced from 2 exons. Lineage: Eukaryota; Viridiplantae; Streptophyta; Magnoliopsida; Solanales; Solanaceae. The record is from RefSeq and is a predicted model, not a curated record. The coding region runs from base 1 to 813 and encodes 270 amino acids.